This is a messenger RNA of Sphaerodactylus townsendi, 8470 nucleotides long. It is a transcript of the gene ELOVL4, whose product is annotated as ELOVL fatty acid elongase 4. Bases 282 to 1214 code for a protein of 310 amino acids. Gene Ontology annotation, molecular function: fatty acid elongase activity. Gene Ontology annotation, cellular component: endoplasmic reticulum membrane. The record is from RefSeq and is a predicted model, not a curated record. NCBI's taxonomy places the organism in Eukaryota, Metazoa, Chordata, Lepidosauria, Squamata, Sphaerodactylidae. Gene Ontology annotation, biological process: very long-chain fatty acid biosynthetic process; fatty acid elongation, monounsaturated fatty acid; fatty acid elongation, saturated fatty acid. The transcript is spliced from 6 exons.
UCCAUCCCAGGAGCUGCAGCCUGAGCGCCUGUGCCGCUGCCUCUUCCUCCCCUCCCUGCCCCCGGGCACGGGAGUCGGCUCAUGCGAGGCGGAGCCUGGAGAUUGAUACCCGCAGACAGAGAUUUAAAUUUCAUUCACAGGUCGGCGAGGGGAGAAGCAGCAGCAGCAGCAGGAGCCCGGAGCAGAGCCGCAGACCGCCCGCGCCCCCCCCCGAGCUCGUCCUCCACGUCCAUCACCGCCGCUGCUGCUGCUCGCUCGGCCGCCCGCCAGCUAAGCCAGCCAUGGACCGCUUCGUCGGAGGGCCGGGCCUCUUCGCCAACGUGGUGAAUGAAACCUUCGAGCUGUACCGCUGGUCCUGGAGCAUCCGAGACAAACGGGUUGAUAACUGGCCCUUGAUGCAUUCUCCAUUUCCAACACUGACUAUAAGCACUAUUUACCUCCUCAUUGUUUGGCUGGGCCCCAAAUGGAUGAAGACAAGGGAGCCUUUCCAGUUGCGAUCACUGUUGAUUAUUUACAACUUUGGAAUGGUUCUACUGAACUUCUAUAUUUUCAAAGAGCUAUUUAUGGCAUCAAAAGCUCGAGGGUACAGCUAUAUUUGCCAGACUGUGGAUUAUUCAGAUAAUGAAUAUGAAGUCAGGAUUGCUGGGGCUUUAUGGUGGUAUUUCAUAUCAAAAGGAAUUGAGUAUCUGGACACAGUAUUUUUCAUCCUAAGAAAGAAGUUUAACCAAAUCAGUUUCCUUCAUGUCUAUCACCAUUUCACUAUGUUUACCUUGUGGUGGAUUGGCAUAAAGUGGGUUGCAGGAGGACAGUCUUUUUUUGGAGCUCAAAUUAACUCUUUUAUUCAUGUUAUAAUGUAUAUGUACUAUGGACUAGCUGCCUGUGGCCCAAAAUUUCACAAGUACCUUUGGUGGAAACGUUACUUGACUAUAAUGCAGCUGAUACAAUUCCAUGUGACUAUUGGCCACACAGCUUUUUCUAUUUAUAUCGAUUGUCCAUUUCCUAAGUGGAUGCAUUGGAGUGUCAUUUUCUAUGCUACCUCUUUCAUUAUCCUUUUUGGCAACUUCUACUAUCGGACAUACAAGAUGCCCAAGCAGCCUGUAAAGAAUGGCAAAAUUACCAAUGGCACUAUGGCAAAUGGUGUAAGCAAACCAGAAAAUGGUCUAGUUAUGGAAAAUGGAAAGAAAAAGCAGAAGGAAAAAGCAAAAGGAGAGUAACUUGAUCCAGGCCUUAACCAUUGUUGGCAGUGAGGAAUCUCCAGUUUGGUUGUAAAGAAAAAGAAAAGUUAUGCUCUCUAAAACAAUGACGUUUAGGUUACUGAAGAGAUAGAACAUAUUAUUUAUGAAGAUUGUUUUAACAACAACCCUUCAACAUAAAAUUUUGUUGUAAUUAUGUAAUUAUUAAGAACCUGGUUAUCUCUAUGUAAACUUUUAGACUGCUGGUGUUGGUAAUGUAAGAAAGAAUUGCUGAAAUAGUGUGGUCUGGUGGUUAAUCAUACAAUUAACCAAGGCUAUAGUUGAAUUGUUGGAGAAGACAUUUCUGUGAGCAAACAGAUAGUUCAUACGUCCUUCUGAUUCUUUCAAAUGUUAAGACCUAAUCAUUAUCAAAUUGUCCCUACCCUUUGAAACAUAUUGUUUGUAUUUACUUAGACCAGACAUAUUAGGUUGUCCUAAUUUUUCUUUCUUGUCUGUUGAACUUCUAUUAAUGUGUGGAAAAUACACCUACAUCUUCAUCUGAUGAAAACAACAUUUAAUUUAGAUAAUCCCAAUUUCUAUAGGAGUCCACCACUAUAAAUUCAACUUUAUGCUUAUGAGAAAAGAUUUGCUUCCACUAACAAAAAGUAUUAUAAUUCCUGUCCCUGUUCAAUAUUUCCCUAAGGGGGAAUCAUAUUUGAAAGGUAUUUAUAUGAAACAGUGGACAAACCAUGGUCUGUCUAUAUUUUUAAGAUGUCAUGAAGCUAUUCUUUAUUGCCUCUAGUUGCAUGAGAUCCAUGGUGCUAAAUGCUUAUAAAAAUGGUUGAAUGUUGAACUAAGAGAGGGAAGAAGUACAGGGCUCAGUCCUUAUUUAGUACCAGUUAUGUUAAAUAAAAGGAGAAGCAAUUAAUCAGAAUAGAGUGUUUUGAAGUUCAAUGCCUAAUCUAGCAAUGAAUUUAAGUUAGUCAUGAUUAACAGUCCCUUAAGUUUUAAUGGGAUUUGGUUAUGGUUAACUUUAGCUAGGUUGGGAUCUCCAUGGUAUAAGCAAAUGUACUACAAAAAGUUUGAUGUGAACUAUUCACUGACAAGAUGGUCUUGCUGCUCACUACUGCAAUGCUGCAGGUACUUUACGUAUGCACUGAUUGUUCCUGCAAUCAUGGCGCUGCAAGAGCAAUAUUAGCUGGUGAGAUUCUAUUCCUUCCAUAUGAUCAGUUUACUAUGAUCUAGGUCUAAUUUCUGUGACUGUUCUGCUCACCAUUCCUUCUGCUGCAUCAUUAUGGCUUCUCUCUAACGCUUUAUGUCAAGAGUACCUCAAGCUCUUCUCCACUAUGAACUGGUUACAUAUCCUGCAUUACUGUGAAGAAAGUACAAUAAGGAUUCACCAUUUGCACAGCCUUGGAAACUGAUGGAGAGAGAAGUCAUGAUUUGCUUUAGUUUGGAGUGAGUUUGAGGCAGAACUGGAACUUGAACUGAGAUCUUUCUUUUUCUCUGCUCUGCAUACAAGAGCCAAUCCUCAUAUAUUUAUGAAAAAACAGACUUCUCGCUAGCUGUGUAUUUUUUAUCAUGAAAAUAAAACUAUUUAGUUGAGAGAGAAGUUCACAGAGCAUUCUGUUUACUUUUACCCAUCUUGUAUUGUCUAUAAUAAAUAACAGAAGAACAAAAGCCACAUCUUUUCUGAUAUUUACUAUGUCUCUUAUUUAAUGGUUUUAUCCAAACUCUAAUAUUUGGUCCCCAAACGUAAUUAGAAAAGUUACAUAUAUCGUGGCAUUUUGAAAAGCAAUAGAUUAACUUGGAAGACUAGCUUUCAAAAUCGUUCAUUCCAAACUGGGUCGUGAAAUUCUCCCUGUUGUUGCACAGUAUAGCUUAACUGGUUUGGGACCAUUGUUUUUUUUUUUCUUGCUAGUCUUAGUGGGUGAGUUGCUUUCCAAAAGUGAGCACAGAAGUUGCUAAUGAAUGAGUAACAAAAAGGAUAUGGCAUGAUCCAACCAAAGUGAAAUGAUUUGAAACUCUUAACAGUUUCAGUAGUAUGGGGAAAAUGAGCAUGUACUUAACAUUUCCACUGAACCUAGUGGGACUUGCAUGUGAUUGACCUUGCUUGGAAUGUACAUUUACUGUAUGAAAAGGAACAAAAUGAAGUAAACUUGUUUGCAUAUAAUUUGCCCUGUUUGUACUGUGUUAAAAUUUCAGCAUGGCAGUAGGAUGUUCGACCAUUAUCUAGAUCAAGUACACAAUUAAGAUUAUGUAUCUUUUGAUCUAAGCAUUUUGUGACUCAAAAAGUACUAUUGGGAAAUGUUCAGUUACAGGGCUAGCCUGAUAUGUGCCACACCUUUUGAUACAUAUUUCAUAAGGCCUUACAUUUCUAAACAUCUAAAACCCCAUAUACUAUGUUGGUUAAAGAUUCAUAUCCACAAGAAUACAGGCUAAACCUGUGUUGCAAUUCAGGCAGAGCAUUCUCCCAGAAUUCUAGGCCAUUUCUUGCUUGUAAACAAGUCACUUGUUGCCAGUGGGGCCCAUUCUGUCCCAACUAAUCCACAAGUAUUGCACCCACAGGCAGAUUUGGAUCUAGAGAUCUUUCUUGGCGUGUCUGGCUUUGUGGCAAAUGCUAUUCAGUAAAUGGCUGGGAUUUAGGGCCAUUUCACCCACUGCAUUUCUGCAUGAGGAUGAAUUGCAUUGCAUAUGCCAGUUGCACAAUUGCCUUUUUGUACACAUCUUCACAGCUGGAAAAGCCACUUCAAUUAUUAGCUUCUUGAUCAAUGUGACUGAAACAUAAUUAACACUGUUGGGUUCCUACUGCCUUUAAGACUCUUUUUCUCAUAUUGAACAUCUCUUGUGUUAAAAAAAUGUUUUUUGUCCUCAGUGAAGGAAUAUUGUCUCCUAAAGUAGCUUCUUCUUUCUAGACUCUUGGUUUCAUUAACAUUUCUGCAGUUUGAGAAUAUAUAUAUUGUAUGUCACUGGUGGGUAAUAUUUUGAAACUGAACAAUUCACAUGGUUAUAAGCUGUGAAUGGCUCCAUUAUGUAGUUCCUCUGUUAAACACCUAAAUCUACAACUUUGGUAUUGGAAGGAAUUGUGGGAAUUCAGUUCCAGGCUACUAAAAUGCAUUACUCACUUGAGUAAUUUUAUCUCAAGAUAUGUACAAUAAGGGCAUCUUGAAAUUAAAUUAUUUCAUUUAAUAUAUUUUACUAAAUGUUAAAAAUGAAGAGCUAAUUUGUGAUUUUGAGAAAAAUGGUCAUAUUCCACAUUUAUGACUUAGGCUACACACUAACUUUCAAUGCUUUAAAGAAUAAAAUUUAAUUAGAUUAUUAGUGACUAAAAAUAUCAGUGUUUUUCUCUGAAUAUGGCUAAACUAGUGGGGCGGACUUCUUAAUAAUAAUAAAGUUGCGUUCAUUCCUCCUAACUUGACAUACAGUGCAACUUAAUCUCUUGUUCUAAAUCAAUUGAAUGGUCUUAAAAAGGUCUUUAGGAUUGCAGUGUUGGAGAUUCUAAAUUUAAAUUUUGGGGCUAAGGUAUCUAGAAAACAUUAGCAGUUACAAGCUACAAAUGAAACAAACUAGUCACUGAGUUAUCUGCGCAAUCGCAAGAUCCUCAGAAAUCUCUAUAGCAAUUGCAAUAUUUUGUCUGCCCAUCACUGAUUUAAACCUUGGAACUAUUCUUGUUUUAAACACCAUCCUUGUGACUGUGGAUACUAUUGAGGGGCAAAUCGCUUCUAUUCCAGUAGGGGGUGCAGACAUGGCAAAUGCCACAGCAGUUUUUCAGUGGCCUUUAUCUUCCUCUUUUCUCAAAUGAAGUGUCGUAUCUUGAAAUUUAGUGGUAACAUCUUUGCUUGUACUACCAAGAUUAGUGCUUGUGAUUUGACAUGUUUCCAUUUGGGUGGAAGAGAAGUUUUGAUACCAGAACUGGAUCUACAUUUUUUUGAAGGAGAGCAAAGGUACAAAUUCAUUCCCCUAAUUUAUUAUUUACAUAUUUUUCUUAAAUAAUCAGAUGCUGCUUCUGACCCGCUCAGUGUGUUGCUCCCUUGCUCCUCACCCCCCGACCCCCAAGCUGGUCCUUUUUGAUACUGGCUAUUUGCUUAAAACAACAUUUUGAAUAUGUUGCAAGUCCAAAGAUUAAGAAAACCCUUUCAGAAUAUAGUUAGGUAUAAAAUAAUGUCAUAACUAUCUUGAAAUGUGAUGCUUCAGCUAAAAAUCCUGAGUCACUUUGUCUCAGAUUUUUAAGCAAGACUUUUAGGUCAAUGUCUCUAUGUUUAGUCUAUCCUAGCAGGGCAUCUGGUUCAUUCCCAUAAAACACAGAAAACUAAAUAGUGUGUGCGAACAUGUGAUUGUUUUAUGUAUCAGUGAUCUGCUAACAAAGUUACUAGUAUUAAAUUUUCAAUUAUUGUUUUCUCUUUGUUAUAUCUACUUCUGUUUGUUUUAUGUAAACUAGUUACAAUUCAGUCAAUGUUUAUUGCUGUACUCUGAUACAGCUAUAUUAUAAUUAGAGGUUUUUCCUGCCAGCUAAAUUCCUCCAUUUGCAGGAUUUGGGGAAACAGCUGAAAGAUGUACAAUAUUAUGCACCUCUGAAAGAAAUAACCUCUUAAACAACCUUGGGCUAAUGUUCCUUCAUGCCUGUAUACAUAGUGGAUGAAAAAGAUCCUCACUAGAGUGCCUCCCAACAAGGCUACAGAAUUCACAUAAUCGUAGUCCCUUUGGAAAUAGUGCUCUAUUUGCAGUGCUCUAUGGUUUUUAAACCCAUGGUUUUUAAAAAUAGAUCCCAGUAGCUUCUAACUUACACAAAACUCACCAGGUGUUACAGGACUUUUAGUUGCUGAUGCAAAACUUAGGCAGUUUCUGUGAAAAUGUGAGAAAUCGUUAUGUCCAGUUCUCCAUGAUAAAUUUUUAAAUAGACUAUAAAUUGCUACUGCCAAAAAAAUGAGCAACAAAAAUGCUACUGUGAAAAAAGCAGAUUGAGUCAUAUAAAUUAAGUGAAAAUCUAUUUUGUAUCAUGUAUUCAAAAGACAGACUUUGGGAUUGAAGAGUUUCAGAAGUUUGUGUUCUGGGCUCCUUGAUGUUCGAGAUAAGAAAAGGCGGGGGGGUUCUUUUCUGUUAUCAAGCAGGGCCAACUUCUAAUGCUUGUCAGGCACACUAUAGCAAUUAUAUCAUUGUCUUUUGGGUCCUUGGCAUGAACAGCUACAAGACUUAAAUCAGUUUUUUAAAAAGCUAACAUGCAAUAUGAAUGAUCUUCUGUAACAACUGCAGAAGUCUUGUGACCUAGAUCUGAUUACUGUGGGGAAGUAUUGAUAAGACUUUCCACAAGCCAACACAUUGUGGAGAAUUUUUUUGUUAGCAUUGGAAUUAACUUCUCUUAUCACAUUCCAUCUAUACUUGCUCAUUGUAGUGGAAACAAUGCAGCCUAAUUAGGGCAGUCCUAAGCACUCAAUUGGUUGCAUGGAAAAAUACAGAAAGCAUCUUGCUACUAGUUGGGCAACUGAAUGGAGUGAGAGAUAAUUGUAUGUUUUCAUGGCACAAUACUUACUACAAGUUAAAGAGAAGUUCAUUGAAUGUUAAGAACACUUUGAGACCCAAGCAAGGUAAAAGCUACUAGGACAGAAGGCAGAAUUUUGAUAGAGCAGGAAAGGGUUAAAGCACUCCUCAUCUCAGACCUCUUGCUUAAUUUCCCCUUCCCAAAGUAUGUCUUCUAUCUGAAAGGUCAGCACUGGGCUCCAUCUCAGGUGUUUGUGCACAUGUGCGACUACUAAUGUGGAACAAAAAAUCACAGAGGUGGAUGGGGUCAUACAUAUGUAUUUCAAUUAUAUUCAUGUAAAAAGCUGGGUUGACAUUAGGAAUGUCUAAAAAUAUAUUGUUACAGGAAUAUCUGACAAUUUGCACUCCAAAAAGAGUUGUUAAAUCAAAAUAUAUUGUAGUGUGUCUGACAAUUUGAAGUUCUGUUGUUUAUCAAAAGUAAUUACACUAACUUUUUUAAAAGUAAAGUGUUAUUCUUUCAUAUGGACUAGUGCCUUUGAGUACUGUUGUUGUCGUCCACUUUUAUAAAGUAGCCUACUGGCUAUACAUCUGAAUAUUUAUAUGAAUAAUAUCAAAAAACGCUUGACCAUAAAAACUCCUGGCAUGAUAAGCAAGUUUAUCUGGCUGAACAUAGUCCUUAUUGACCCUGGAUAAUGCCUAUUGAACCACAGUUUCAAGUAACUGUGAUUAAUGAAUAAUCAUUAGAAACCACUGGAAACCAAUUUAAUGUUAAUAGGAAAACAAACAAUUUUAAUUUAAGUUCUGCGUGAUAAAAUAACUGAACCAUGGACAGAGUCAUUGCAGUCUGCUAAGCCAGUUAUCAGCAUUGGUCAUUAUUAGCUGGAGGUAUUCAUGGUUCUUCUAUAAUCCCUGGCUCUGUUCCAUAAAUGAACAGUUUUUCCUUCCUUUUGUAAAACAAAACAGUAAAAAGAACAUCUACACCACACACAGGUGAUCAGUCAGGGCAAACUUUUUCCUUAAUUUUUGCACUUGUUCAUAGAUAUCUCAGGGGUCUGAGAACAAUACAGAUGAUUAUUUUUGAUAUUUAUUUAUUAAUGUACAUACUGUAAAAGUAUAUUGUAUAUAUACUUGCUACUUUAAAUACUCCAUAUGAAGAUAAGGCCCCCACUUUACAGAGCAAUCCUGUGCAGAAUUACUCAGUCCAUGCCCACUGAAAUAAAUGAGCUUAGACUGGAGUAAUUCUCCUUAGAAUUGAACUAUCUAUGAGCUGUAUUAUCUUGCCAAGACUGCUUAAGUUAAGGACAGAGUGUGACUUUUCUGGGGUGAUUGUAUGAGCACCUAAAAAGGAUUAACUUGUAACUGCUUCAUUUUUUAAAAGUUUUAAAAUGUUUCUGAGGGAGAAAAUUCCUACAUAGUCAUAACUGAUAGACGUGUGCUGAGUUGUCUUUCAGCCCUAUUGGUAUCUUGCACCCAAAUAGUUUUAGUGGGUAAAGUGAACAUACUUUCUGUGUGCUUGGCAACUGAAAUUAAAUAUGCAAAGCAGUUUACAAAAAGUGGUUGCCCUUGAUAACAAACCAGACACAUUACGUACGGGUCAUAUUACAAAGACUUGGUUUAAAUUUUGUAAAUUUGACUAUUUUUUAAAAAAAGGUAAUGCUACAAAAGACAACCGUUUGUACAAUGUAUAUCAACAUACCAACUUGUGCGCACAAAAGUGAACAGGGCUGUGGAAUGGACUGAUAAUUAAAGAUAUUGUAGAGCUUAUAAAUAUUCCAUUGUAAGAUCUGUAUAAGCUUAUUAAUAAAUAAAAAAAUGAAAAUCAA